GGCGUUUCCCCACCAGAGCCGUUUCCAUUAGUUGGCUUAUUUUCUCGAGACAUCUUUUACGCUGCUUGGAGCAACUAGCAAGCAAAUUGUUCAGCGUGGCCGUCAAUGUGGGAAGGUCAACCAAACGUGCCCUAAACCAUCGGUCGCCCCCCUCCCAGCCGCCAACGGACGAGGUGAUCAUAAGGGCGAUGCGGGGGCUAGGGUUUAGGCUGCUGGUGCUGGCGCUCGCGGCGGCGGCGGCGGCUGAGGUAGAGGCGCGGUUCGUGGUGGAGAAGAACAGCCUGAUGGUCACAUCGCCGACGACGCUACGGGGCAGGCACGAUAGCGCCAUAGGUAACUUCGGCAUUCCGCAGUACGGUGGGAGCAUGGCUGGUGCCGUCGUAUACCCAAAGGCCAACACAGACGCCUGCGACUCCUUCGACGGAGGCGGGAAGGAGCACAUCUUCCGCAACAACCCGGGCGCCCUCCCCAGCUUCCUUCUCAUCGACCGCAGAAAUUGUCUGUUUGCUAAGAAGGUUUGGAAUGCCCAAAAUGCCGGUGCCUCAGCAGUGCUUGUAGUUGAUGACAAGGAUGAGCCAUUGAUAACGAUGGACUUACCUCGGGAAGAUGACGAGGCUGCAAAGUAUAUACAAAACAUAACCAUUCCUUCUGCUCUAAUUGAUAAAAAAUUUGGUGAACAGCUGAAGAAGGCAGUUAAAGAUGGUGAAAUGGUAAAUGUGAAUCUUGAUUGGAGGGAGGCUGUUCCACAUCCUGAUGACCGGGUUGAGUAUGAGCUGUGGACAAAUAGCAAUGAUGAAUGUGGGCCUAAAUGUGAUAUGCUUAUCCAUUUUCUCAACGAAUUUAAAGGAGCUGCACAACUACUUGAAAAGGGUGGUUAUAGUCAGUUCACCCCCCAUUAUAUUACUUGGUACUGCCCUAAAGCAUUUAUUGUCAGCAAACAAUGCAAGUCCCAGUGUAUAAACCAUGGAAGGUAUUGUGCACCUGAUCCAGAACAAGACUUUAGUACUGGCUAUGAAGGAAAAGAUGUCGUGGUAGAGAACCUCAGACAGCUUUGUGUAUUUAAUGUUGCAAAUGAGAUAAAAAGACCAUGGAUCUGGUGGGAUUAUGUCACUGAUUUUCACAUAAGGUGCCGAAUGAAGGACAAGAAUUAUAGCAAAACGUGUGCAGAAACUGUGAUAAAAUCACUAGGUUUGGACACGAAGAAAGUCGAUAGGUGCAUGGGAGAUCCAAAUGCUGAUUCUGACCACCCCUUGCUUAAAACAGAGCAGGACACACAGAUUGGGAAAGGUUCAAGAGGAGAUGUAACUAUAUUGCCUACACUUGUUGUGAACAAUCGGCAAUAUCGAGGAAAGUUAGAAAGGAAAGCUGUCCUCAAAGCUAUUUGUGCUGGCUUUGAGGAAACUACGGAGCCAAAUGUUUGUCUGAGUGAUGACAUGGAAACUAAUGAGUGUCUGAGUGAUAAUGGAGGCUGCUGGCAAGACAGGGCUGCUAAUGUAACAGCUUGUCGGGACACAUUCCGUGGCAGAGUGUGUGAAUGCCCAACAUUCAAUGGUGUGCAAUUUAAAGGCGAUGGCUACAGCAAUUGUGAAGCUGCUGGACCAGGAAAAUGCUUGAUAAAUCAUGGUGGAUGUUGGCAUGAAACUCGAAAUGGCAAAACGUUCUCUGCUUGUCAAGAAUCAGGAGAUGGGGAAUGUACGUGUCCAGCUGGAUUCCAAGGGGAUGGUGUUAAAAAAUGUCAAGACAUUGAUGAGUGCAAAGAGAAAAAAGCUUGUCAAUGUCUGGAAUGCAGCUGCAGAGAUACAUGGGGUGGCUAUGAAUGUACUUGCAGUCAAGACCUUUUGUACAUCAAAGAGCAUGACACGUGCAUAAGUAAGACGACUGUUCAAGCUAAAGCAGCAUGGGCUGCCGUGUGUGGGGUCUUGGUAGCCUUGGUUGUUCUGGCAGUGGGAAGUUAUUUGGUAUACAAGUACAGAUUGAGGUCAUACAUGGAUUCCGAGAUCAGAGCUAUCAUGGCGCAAUACAUGCCACUUGACGGUCAAGCAGAGGUCUCAAAUUAUUCUGACGAGGAUCAUCAGUAAAAGUUCUAUUUGCAUAUGCGCUAGGCAUUGAAAAUGGCCCCUUAUGGCCCUUAGGACUGAUGCUGAGGCAUAUACACAAUGUAUACAUGCGCAAGAUUUCGGUUGAGCACUAGAAUUUUAUACUAUCGAUGUGUAACUGUGUUGGUGUUUUUUUUUUGGAGAGGAAACUGUGUUGGUGCUGUGCACCUACUAUUGGGUUGGACUAAUUUGGUUACCCCAGAUUGUGGCCUA
Molecule: messenger RNA, 2309 nt
Organism: Brachypodium distachyon (stiff brome)
Lineage: Eukaryota; Viridiplantae; Streptophyta; Magnoliopsida; Poales; Poaceae
Product: vacuolar-sorting receptor 1
Exons: 12
Coding region: 189-2078 (629 amino acids)
Molecular function (GO): calcium ion binding
Source: RefSeq, a predicted model, not a curated record